GGCUAGGUGUCAUGGCGGCACAGGCGUGGCGCUGAGUGUGUGGUGUGUGUAGGUCUGUGCACCUGGCUGACAAGAUGGCCCAGCAAGACAAGGUCGCUAAUUUGAGUAUAACUGUCCCAAAUUUCCGAGUACUGUGUGGCUCCUCAGAAAGCGAACAACGAGGAGUACAAGAUGGCGUAAUCUACAGAUCGUCUCGGCCUGACUUUCUGACAGAGCAGGAGUUGCUGGCAUUUCGCAAUUUAUCAAUACGAAGUAUCAUUGACUUUAGGUCUCGCAAGGAAUACAUGGCCAGUUCCAGCGAAGGCAACCACGUCCUGGACAAGGAAUAUGACCUUUUACAAGUAAAACUACCAAGGGGUAGGAACUACUAUCAUGAUGAACCUGUUCAACUAAAAUUACUUCAGACUGCAUCUGCUGUCUCCGACAGGCCACGUAGACACUAUCUCAUAAAUUUCUUUACCAUGAAUUAUAUAUGGACCGUUUUUAACAGAGCACCAUGGUACAUACGAUUGUACUCUUGUAUUCUCUUGCUUGUAGACUACAUAUUUAACACUGGUUACAAGUACUUCGUUCGCUUGUUUGCACGCACAACGCUGAACAGAACUGGCCUCAUCGGACAAUACAAAGACAUCGUCGAACACAGCCAGAAAAGUAUUUGUGCAGCCCUGAAGUUACUGAGUGCCAAGAACAAUUUGCCAGCCCUGAUAAACUGCGCUCAUGGAAAGGAUCGCACAGGCAUUGUAUCUGCACUAGUGCUGAGCUGUUUAGGCAAGACUGCUGAAUACAUCGCUGAAGAAUAUGCGCUGUCUUCAGAGGGUCUGGCACCAGUUCAGAGCAGAGUGAAGGCUGAAGUCAUAGAGCGAUAUCACAUGUGUGAAGAAUUUAUAAAAGCAGAUGCCAGCACAAUGCUAGAACUCUUUGAAUAUAUACAAAACAGGUAUGGCUCAACGAAGAAUUAUCUUGAGUAUAUUGGAUUUGGAGCAAGAGAGCAGGAGGUGCUGAGGCUCAACCUAAAGGAGGUCGAAGAUGGGGAAAAGGAUGAUGAUGAUGACUUUAGUGAAAACUGACAUACAUUGUGGUGAGAGAGGAGGGUGUGCAGUCCAUAGGAAUGCAUAUAAAAGAAGGAAUGCCAUUUGUAGUGACCAUAGCGUUAAAACUGGGAAUAUAUAUAUAAAUGAAAAAUGCCAUAUUUAGUGACCAUAGAGUCUUAACUUGCGGAUGCUGGCUCCAGGGCAAGCAUGUGGAGUCUCUGCCUUUACUGCCUGUUACUGUCCUUGAUAAAAACUGCUGACCUUUGGACUGAGUUAAGCAACAGGCUAUGGGGCCUUUACCUUGGAGCAUAUGCACUGCCAAAUGUGUGACAGUGCCUAGUGCAGUGGUACUUUCAUUUUGUACUUGAAGAAAAGGACCAGUUCAGCAUCACAAGUUGAAGUGGAACAAAAGAGCAUCAUUUACCAUGUACAGAUUUACUUCGUUGCUAAUAUCUCUGUCUUUUAAGUUAAUCAUCUUUAUAUCUGCAAGCUAAUCCUCAAGUAAUCCAAAACACAAUGUCCAGAAUGUUCUAGAUCAUGUGUAUGCCUUUCUUUUUAAUAUGGUGAAGGAAGGAAACUCAAGAAUAUUAAACCAAUUUUUUUCAAAGCCAUUCUGUCAAAAGAUCAUUUUAUGUGUGAACAACUCACCAGAUAUAGUUCAAAUUUAAAGGGGUUGUUUUUUGUCAUACCAAAUUAACAGAUCUAGAUCUAUUUAUAAUUUUUUAAAUUCAUUGUAAUGUUAGGCAUGUCUUGUCAGGAGAGUUCCAUUGAGUUGCCGAUUCUGUGGCCUUCAUGAACAGAUUGAGGCUGUUGUUUUGGCCGUGGAGCUUCUGAAUGCUACCGUGUGUGAAUGAAUUGUGAUUAUAUGCAGGUCUAAAUCAUGAUUGUAUGAGGGUCUGUCUAGUAUGGUGAACAUGAAUGUGUUAUGAUAUUGUUGAUUAUUGUUGUUAUGCAAUGUGGUUCUAACACAUCUUUAUAGAGCUGCUACUAAUUGCCCUCUGGGAUAAAGUCUUAUCUAAUUUGCUUUUGGAAGCAUUUGAUUAAUUAUACUUGGAAAUUGUGUGUGAAGUUAUUUGUUGCAGUCACAGCUGGAUGGAAAGCUGCAUUGUGCUUCAUUUUCAAGUACCUUCAUGUAUCAUGUUCUGCAGACGGUGUUUGAAAAUAAAUGACUUUUACUAGCAGGACUAAGUGAAUGAAAAUGCAGUCUGAUCUGUAACUCUUCUUGGUAAGUCUAGACAGUAUGGAGUAUCUUUGGCAGCUGUAUGCUUGCAUGUUUAGGUGUAACUGUGUAUAAUAUACUGUUCGCUUAAGUGUAUCUAUCAAUCUGUGUCAAGUUAAAGCAUAUUGAGCUCCUUUGUUUGUAGGGCAAUAUGCUGUACAAAUGAUCUCUAUUAUUAUUAUUCAUGUAGAGUUUUCCAUCCUGAAAAACAGUUGCAAGACAGACAUGGGACAGAAAAAUAAAUUUUGAAUUACUAGGGAAGGGGAGCAGCAGUGAAAAAGCGUGAGGAACUAAACUUGACAAGGAGGAGAAGCUACAGGAAGACAGUUUGAGCAAGUGCAAGUUUGAAAUUGAUUUUCGACUGUUACCUGUCACUGCCCAUAAUGUUGAUGUCAUGAGGCCUAGGCUAUCUUUUCACAGAAUUGUGUAUGCAUAGGACCUUCAUCCAGUUGUCAGUUUGCUCUCUUCCAGUUUUGAUUUCAGCUCAUAGCAGUAUCUCAGUAUCUGUACUUACUUCAACAACCGCCCCCAAGAAAAACAACAAAACAUGUCAAAACAUCAUUAGCAAACUACAUUUAACCUGAAGUUCAAAAGCUCAACCUUGUUUCUUGUGAAUUUUCUUAAUAGAGCAAACGAGAUGCUGUGACUAACGUGGAGGUCGAAAUUCUUAGCAGCCAUGGGCGCCGCUACUUCAGUGGCACAUGAUGCUUCAUUGGCAUCAGCAUUGCUUCUCACUUUCAGAAAUCUUUAUUUGACAAAAUGUCCAUUUGGAGAUACUUGAUAAUUUUCUUAUCAAAUAUUCAAAUAACUCAAAUUAGUUAAGUUUUCGUUGUUAAAGUCUUGAUGAGAAUGAAUGGUGCAUGACUUAAGUACAAUUAAGAAGUACUGUUGUGUAAUAAAAUUUUUACUAAGCACUUAAAAUGUUUGUCAGGCUAGGGAUAAAUCUGAUCAGUGAACUUUUUCCUGUCAUUUUUAUAGUUUUUGUCUCGGUUAUCCAUAUGGUGCAACAAGUUUGCUUUGGUGCAUAUUUGCUGGUUAGUCAGCAAGUCUUCCAAAAAACGGAAGAUAAGAAUUUAAAAAAAUUGACCAUUUUUGUGUGCAGCAUGAAUUGUACAAAAUGCGUCAUUUUUGUUGCCACAAGCAAGUAAACAAUUAUAGCAGGCAAUACAUGCCAUUGCGUGUUCCUUUUCUUGUCUGACUUAUUUGCUUUUUAUUUUUAGGUACAAGAUGUUUGCUUUAUUGCACUCUUGAGAUAUUGAUUUAUAUUUUAUAUCUUUAUUUGAUUGGCUUUAUUUGGGCACACUCUUUAUGUAUGCCAUGCUAUCAAUGUUAUAUUUUUGUUGUGUCCAGGAUCAUGUUUGCACUUGCCUCAGUUUGAGUACAUUUUGGAAAUAGAUCGCUACUCCUCUCUGAAUGAAAUAUUCAUGACAGACUGUAAACUUCAUCAGUUUGGAGUUGAAGUCUACGGUAUUUGUACAUCAUCCAUGCACACAUCUUUUGUGUGUCUAAUUAUGAAAAAGUCCAUGAAGUGCUUUAAAGUUAUGGGUUUGGGCUUGGGUGUUUCUAGUGUGUUUCUAACAGGAGAGCAAGGCCAGCAGCUUGAAGUGUUGACUGGAGGCCUUGCUCUGAGAAUUGCAUUUUCAGAUCCCACAUUUCUAAACCACAAAAUAAGGGCUGCACCUUUCUGAUAUCUCAGAUGCAGCCCUGGCAUGCUCAUUUUAAAGGCUUUCUUUAUCACACACACAGAGUCGAGAGGAAGACAGAAUCUUGAAAAGGAGUCAUUAUAUCAGACAUUGAAGCAGGCUAUGUCAGGUGAAGACAGAACAGAGUAAUCAUAUGUGGGCGUACUAACAAAUGUGUUUCACAGUUGGAUACGGUCAUGAUGGCAAUCACAGCUUGUUUGAUACCUCAAAAUGAACCUUGAAACACAAGACAAUCAUUGCAUUCAUAGAAUUUCCUAAAAUAUACUCUCCAAAGCAAAGACAAGCGCUAAUGGAUAACUGUAAUUGCUCAGUUAUGCAGGCUACUUUUACAGAGCUGAAAUUAGACUAAAUAAGUAUAUACAUAUGAGUAUAUAUAUAUACUUUAAAAUAAAGAUGUCAGACUAUUCAAAAAUGGGAGAUUUGUUUAUUUUUGUCACCAAGAGAUUUUGUAGAAAAAAGUUUGGGCAUCAGGAUUUGAUUAUACUUUAGUACCUGGAGCAAUCGUCACUCUACCCUAUAAUUAUUAAUGAUAAAGUAACUGUUGAAAGGAUCAGUCUCACCUACUACAUAUCCCUGUUAGAUAAACUGCUAGAAGCUCAGAAAAGAAAAAUAUUAAGGAAAAUUGAAGAAGUUCUUUUUGCAAGAUGAACAUACACUAUCACAAAACCAAACAGAAAGUCAAGGAUUUGUGGUUUGAAUUGCUGGAUUUCAAGCAAUAGCAAUGUUGAACUUGCUUCCUAAACUAUCUAUAGCCAUUUCCAGCUUUGAGAAAUCUCUUAAUGCAUUUUCCAUCAGGGUUUAUAUUCUUGGACAUCGGCAAUUUACCCAUGGGUAAAAUUUCCCCUAGAAUCUAUCUUAUUAAACUACUGUCUGGAAAAAACAAAUAGGAUGACAGAAUGUUAAUUUAUUUUCAUUUGGAAAUAAAGUGGGAGUGGGGGAAGACUCCAAAGAGCACCAUGUCAGUUAUGAUAUUCUGCUGUUCACACACUGUAACAUGUUCAAAAAUUAUACCAAACAGUUUUGUAUGACUUUAUCUAUUUUCUUAGAAAUUCUUUGAAAAGAAAAAUCCUCUAUUCAUGUCUGUUGGACCAGAUCAAUCACAAUCUUUCCUGUUUACCCUUUGUGGGAGAAAGUCAUUGGAAUGGAGGGACCUCUGAUAAAUUACCAACUGGUAAAGUGAUUUACGUUGGCCGAUGAUUUGAGCAGAUAUCUGUGAGUAGCUUGGGAAGGGCAACAGGCUUCAUGAAUACAAGACCAGUAGAGGUCUGGUUAGUGGACCAACAAAGAUUCUUUUUGAGGGCUUUGCCUAAAUUUGAGGAAAAUUGGAACAACAAUUUGAAAAAUUUGAGAAACUGGUGUACUUCAAAGAAGUAUGACUUUUUGAACAAUGGGAAUUACCAAACUUGCCUUUUCUUCUUCCCUUCCACCAUGAACAUUGUGUCUGACAGGCAACAUUAAUGAAUUAUGUUUUACAGCAUCCACACUUUGCUUUCAUUAGUUUGUUAACAAAUUUUAAGUUUUAAAAAUUUAAAACUAUGGCUGAAUUGGGCAAAGUUUUGAUUUCCCUUAUGGCAGUGUUAAUGAGGAAUCUUAUUAUAUGUUAAUGAGAAGUUGUGAUGUCACAGGAAAUGAUGUUUUGACCUCUUUCUGGAAUACAGUUGUGAGUUCUAAGUUGAAAGCCUUUGUCUUGUCAAUGGAAUUUUGAGAAUUAAUGUCUCUUAGUGAGAUAGUUCUAGUUAUGUAAAAACAACUUUGCACUUGUUAGCCUAAUGGUCUUAGCAUGACUGGGGAGAGGGAUCAGUGCUGUGUGUUAAUAUCAUAUUACCAGUUGUAAGAUGCAGCACUGAUAGUUUUAUACUUCCCUUUUUUUAAAAAAAAUCUUUUAAUUAAAAAAAAUUGUGUUUUUCAUAGUGUUGUACUAGUCAUUGGUGUGUGAUCCAAGAUUUUGAUGUUUUGAUAUGUUUGUCACCCUAAUAUACUUUCUCUCUAAUGUUAUUUUCACUAGUAUUGUCAUUAGUAUUUUCUUACUUUAAACAUAUCAGUAUAGAAUUCAUUUAAAUACAUUGUUAUAAUCAGUAAUUUUUGGUACAAAGAUUUUGGACAAAGAAUUAUCAAAUGUGGAAUCCAGAUUUGUGCUCAGCUUCUGUGAAAUGCUUUUCCAGCAGACAGUUGAUUAAUGUCCUCAUGUAUAAUCCUGAGAAUGAUUUGAGGUAUACCAACAUAUGACUAUUUUGUCUCUCCCUGUGAUCAACUGUUAUUUAUAUUGCAUAAUUAAGAGUCUGUGUUUACCUCAUUAAACAUUUGUUUGGUGCUUCGGCAAGAGCAGAUGAAACUGUGGAACUCUUAAGGUUUUUUUAAUUUAGUUUUUAUUAACCUGUAAAUAUAAUGUAAUUCACUAAAGUAUAACUGCACAGUAAAAGCAAAAAAU
Messenger RNA from Pomacea canaliculata, 6381 nucleotides. RefSeq lists its product as uncharacterized. The transcript is spliced from 4 exons. NCBI's taxonomy places the organism in Eukaryota, Metazoa, Mollusca, Gastropoda, Architaenioglossa, Ampullariidae. The record is from RefSeq and is a predicted model, not a curated record. Gene Ontology annotation, molecular function: phosphoprotein phosphatase activity. The coding region runs from base 75 to 1067 and encodes 330 amino acids.